CUUCUUGUUACUGUGAUCUUAUUUUAUUGUAUGCGAAAUGCUGCCGCAGCCACAUUCAAUGUGCUCAACUUUGGAGCCAAGGCGGACGGCCGCACGGACUCUGCCAAGGCUUUUACCGGUGCUUGGGUUCAGGCAUGCGCCUCGGCCCAGCCUGCUUCCAUAAUGGUGCCGCCAGGCAGAUUCUUGGUUGGCAGCAUCACCUUCAGCGGCCAAUGUGCCAACAAGGCAAUCUCAUUUGAGAUCCAGGGCACCUUGGUAGCUCCCUCUGAUUACAAUAUUUUAGGAAAAAAGGGCAACUGGAUAGUGUUCGAGCACGUUGACGGCGUCUCCAUUCGCGGUGGCUUGCUUGAUGGCCAAGGCACUGCCCUCUGGAAUUGCAAGAACUCCGGCAAGGGUAGCUGCCCAUCCGGAGCCACGACACUGCUGUUCAGCAACUCCAACAACAUUUUCAUUAGUGGAUUGAGCUCAUUGAACAGCCAAUUGUUCAACAUAGUCAUCAAUGAAUGCCAGAACGUUAUGGUACAAGGCGUCUCUGUCACCGCCGCAGGAAACAGCCCUAACACCGACGGCAUCCACGUCCAAGGCUCCUCCCACGUCACUAUCCUCAGCUCCAAGAUCCGCACCGGCGACGACUGCAUCUCCAUCGGCCCUGGCACCACAAACUUGUGGAUUGAAAACAUAGCAUGUGGUCCUGGCCAUGGAAUUAGCAUUGGGAGCUUGGGAAAGGAACUGAAGGAGGCUGGUGUACAAAAUGUGACGGUUAAAACGGUUACAUUCACCGGGACUCAAAACGGAGUACGAAUAAAGAGUUGGGGUAGACCCAGCACAGGAUUUGUGAGAGACGUCAUUUUCCAAGACGCAAUCAUGGUCAACGCUCAAAAUCCCAUUCUCAUUGACCAGAAUUACUGCCCGGACAACGAGGGCUGCCCCGGUCAGGCCUCUGGAGUGAAGAUCAGUGAUGUCACAUACAAAAAUAUUCAUGGAACAUCAGCGACAGAGGUAGCUGUGAAUUUUGAUUGUAGUCCAAAGAACCCAUGCAGUGGCAUAAAGUUGGAAGAUGUGAAGCUCACCUACAAGAACCAAGUUGCUCAAGCUUCUUGCGUCCAUGCCGCUGGAACCACGUUGGGUUCAGUUCAACCAGAGAAUUGUUUAUAAAUUAAAGUAAAAUGUGCCAGAGAAGAAUGCACUAAGAACUUUACGGAGGAAAACAGAAAAUUCUUAUUAAGAUUCUUAUUAUUAUCGAUUUAAUUGUCCUCAUAGUCAUAAACUCAAAGGAUUAGAGUGGCAUAUAAUUAAGUUUAAAGUUUAUCACUAUUCACUAUAAUAUAUUUUU
Messenger RNA from Arachis duranensis, 1333 nucleotides. Its product is annotated as polygalacturonase-like. Gene Ontology annotation, molecular function: polygalacturonase activity. Gene Ontology annotation, biological process: carbohydrate metabolic process. Lineage: Eukaryota; Viridiplantae; Streptophyta; Magnoliopsida; Fabales; Fabaceae. Bases 31 to 1155 code for a protein of 374 amino acids. The transcript is spliced from 4 exons. The record is from RefSeq and is a predicted model, not a curated record.